UUUUCCCAGUGAGUCAAACUCGAAAGCCAGGGUUUUACACUCUAAUUUAUCAGCCUCUUUCUCCCCCGCCGCCCAUCUUUUUUUAUUUCCGUCUCUUUAUCUUCUCAUUUCUUCACUGUGUAUAGAGAAUAAGCUAAAAGCAAAUCAAACCAUCUUCCACCAUUCUUUGUUGAACAUAUGGCUGGAGGGGAGCAGAAAAAGGGUGGAGGGGAGCAGAAAAAGGCUGGCGGUGGAGGGAAAAAGAAGGAAGUGAAGAAGGAAACUGGUUUGGGUCUCUCCUUUACCAAGGAUGAGAAUUUUGGUGAAUGGUACUCUGAGGUUGUUGUCAAUGGUGAAAUGAUUGAGUACUAUGACAUUUCUGGAUGUUAUAUUCUUAGGCCAUGGGCAAUGUCAAUAUGGGAGAACAUGCAAACGUUCUUCGAUGCGGAAAUCAAGAAAAUGAAAGUCAAGAAUUGUUAUUUCCCUCUUUUUGUAUCUCCGGGUGUUUUGCAAAAGGAGAAGGAUCACAUAGAGGGUUUUGCUCCCGAGGUUGCUUGGGUGACAAAAUCUGGUGAGUCUGAUUUGGAGGUGCCAAUUGCUAUCCGCCCAACUAGUGAGACAGUUAUGUAUCCCUACUAUUCUAAGUGGAUAAGAGGACACCGUGACUUGCCUUUGAAGCUUAACCAGUGGUGCAAUGUUGUUCGAUGGGAGUUUAGCAACCCCACACCAUUUAUCAGGAGUCGUGAAUUUCUAUGGCAGGAAGGGCAUACUGCCUUCGCAACCAAGGAAGAGGCAGACACUGAGGUUCUUCAAAUAUUGGAGCUAUACCGACGUAUAUAUGAAGAAUUCUUGGCAAUUCCUGUUACGAAAGGCAGGAAGAGUGAACUGGAGAAGUUUGCUGGUGGACUUUACACAACCAGCGUUGAGGCAUUUAUUCCAAACACUGGCCGUGGUAUUCAAGGUGCAACCUCCCAUUGUUUGGGCCAAAACUUCGCAAAAAUGUUUGAGAUAAACUUUGAAAAUGAAAAGGGGGAAAAGUCUAUGGUCUGGCAGAAUUCCUGGGCAUAUAGCACUCGAACGAUUGGGGUAAUGGUGAUGGUUCAUGGGGAUAACAAAGGCUUAGUGCUGCCUCCAAAAGUAGCAGCUUUGCAAGUUAUUGUGAUUCCUGUGCCCUACAAAGAUGCAGAUACUCAAGGUAUCUUUGAUGCCUGUGCUGCCACUGUGGCAAUCCUCUCUGAUGCUGGUAUUCGUGCUGAAGCUGAUCUUAGAGAGAACUACUCACCUGGUUGGAAGUACUCAAACUGGGAAAUGAAAGGUGUUCCACUAAGGAUUGAAAUAGGACCUCGAGACUUGGCAAAUAAUCAGGUGCGUGCAGUUCGCCGUGACAAUGGAGAAAAGGCUGAUAUCUCUAGAGUCUUUUUGGUUGAACAAGUAAAAGGAAUGUUGGAAAAGAUUCAACAGAACCUAUUUGAUGUGGCAAAACGAAAAAGAGAUGCCUGCAUUGAAGUUGUAAAAACUUGGGAUGAGUUUAUAAAAGCUCUCGGGCAAAAGAAACUGAUCUUAGCUCCUUGGUGUGAUGAGGAGGAGGUGGAGAAAGAUGUUAAAGCUCGAACAAAGGGUGAGAUGGGAGCAGCUAAGUCUCUAUGUACCCCAUUUGAACAGCCUGAACUUCCAGAAGGUACUAAAUGCUUUGCUUCUGGGAAGCCUGCAACAAAGUGGACCUAUUGGGGCAGAAGUUACUAGGUUUAUUCACUUUUUAAAACCAUCUCCUUUUCAUGGUUCUUUGCCUGAUGUCAACGGUUCUGGUCAUUGGGGCCAUUGUAAACGGGGAAAAUUUCAAUUUAAAAUUGUUAUAUGAAACUGAUGAGAGGAUUCAGUUUUUAAUCAUGUUAAAACUUCUGUGAUCUUUCUUUUUCCUUUUUGUCUGAAUUUUGCUUUGCUAUAAUAGAUAUACUGUGUUUUAUCUGAUGUUUA
Gossypium raimondii (Peruvian cotton) is the source of this 1953-nucleotide messenger RNA. RefSeq names its product proline--tRNA ligase, cytoplasmic. Lineage: Eukaryota; Viridiplantae; Streptophyta; Magnoliopsida; Malvales; Malvaceae. Gene Ontology annotation, molecular function: ATP binding; proline-tRNA ligase activity. The coding region runs from base 178 to 1722 and encodes 514 amino acids. Gene Ontology annotation, biological process: prolyl-tRNA aminoacylation. Gene Ontology annotation, cellular component: aminoacyl-tRNA synthetase multienzyme complex; cytoplasm. The transcript has 13 exons. The record is from RefSeq and is a predicted model, not a curated record.